AUGCGCGCCCUGCGGCUAGCAGUAACGCUCGCCGCCGCGCGCGCCGCGCUCCAGCGCGCGCCCUGCGAGCACUUCAUCAUCCUGAAAUACGCGCACACGGGGAGUACCUGGUUUGUUGAUGAAUUAAAUGGCAUCGACCGCUUUCAUGUGAUCGAGGAGUUCCUCAUGGAAAGGUUCAAGGAAAGCGGGGAAUUACCAAAAUCAAGCACGGACAUCAAGGACCAUUUCGUGGAGGCAUUAACAAGGGAGUGCAGAGGCGACACGCGCGUCAUCGGCCUGAGCCAGAACCCCGCGCACCACACGCUGACGCGGCCUCCAAUUGGACCUUUUGAUUGGAGCUUUCUGGCCGAGUUACAGCGAAGGAAGCCCUUCCACGUCAUCUUGUGGUACCGCAGCAACGUCGUUUCAAGGGCCAUCGGCCUCAUCAACGAGUACCGGCCGGGCAUGGAGUUUUGUCAUCGAUUAAAAGACCCGAACUCGACGCAGUGGAAACGAAUCGAAGAGGCGGGCCACCACCUCCGCGACUGCCGCAAGUCCAGGUUCGCCGUCGAGAAGGAACGGUUCCUGCGGUCGAUCACCUGGGGCCUCUGCGAGAUCGCCAUGUACCACCGGUUGGCGGACUACGUGUCUGAUAAUAAAACGCACGUCAUGACCUACGAGGACUUUGUCAGGGACGAGGAUGAGGGACUGAAGGGCUUGAUGGCCCAGUUGUAUCCCGACCGGCCCGGCGGGCGCAACGAGAUCCUGGCGACGCGUAAGCCGUCGGACAUCGUCAAGCGCUCGAACAGCCAGGUCAAAAAGAUGGUCGCGCCCCGUGCGGCCGUCGACGCGCCGUCGGCGCGAACCGCUCGUUCCGCGCAGGUGACGAACGCGGCCGAGGUCGAGGGCUGGUUCGCCGAGUGGGGCGGGCCGGCGCCGCUCUGGCGCAAGGUCCGGUGCAUAAAUCAAAAUGUCGCGGCGCGGCGCCAACUUUUCGCACACAGGCAUGUUCCACGACGACGGCACGACGGCCUUUGCACCAACCGACGGCACGGGCCAGGCGGCCUGCGACCACUUCCUCGACAUCUGCGAGCGGCAGAUGGGCCUGUCGACGUG
Messenger RNA from Pelagomonas calceolata, 1095 nucleotides. Lineage: Eukaryota; Pelagophyceae; Pelagomonadales; Pelagomonadaceae. The record is from the annotation of a GenBank genome assembly.